AUGAAACUCGGACAACAGCAGAAUAACGGUUCUGACAAGCGCCUGGUUGCAGCGCUUGUGUAUGCCAGCAGCAUCCAGUCCAACGCGAUCUGGAGAAUCGCAGAUAUGGUAAAAAAGCAGCCAGACAGAAAAGAUCCUGAGACCAAGCAGGGAAAAGAAUCCUUGUUUGGAUGGAUCGUGAUAGAGAGUGGGAGGCAGAAACAAGAGGCGCCGAAGACAGCACACUGCGGCUCUCUGCGCGGCCGUGAUGUCAGCCGGCCGGGAUUUGCCGGUGCCCGAGUUGAUCCGCGAAAGGAUAAAGAGAACAGAGACAGAGAGAAAGAGGGAAACAGAGAGACUGAUAGAGAUAGAGAGACAGUAGUACUCCGUACUUGUAGAGGGAAAGAUAUCAAAGAUAACCAGGGGGCCAAACACAGUAGACAACCAGAUCAGGGAGAUGACAGAAGUAUACAAAGCGAUCCAGCAAUGUGGUUGGAUGCCUGUGUGUAUAGAGUAUUGAUGAUGACUCUUGAAUGGCUGGGGAAUGCGACCAGAGCCGCAUGCGCAAAGGUGAUUUGCUCAGGGAAGAUAUAG
Aspergillus glaucus CBS 516.65 is the source of this 573-nucleotide messenger RNA. RefSeq lists its product as uncharacterized. The transcript has 2 exons. Bases 1 to 573 code for a protein of 190 amino acids. The record is from RefSeq and is a predicted model, not a curated record. Lineage: Eukaryota; Fungi; Ascomycota; Eurotiomycetes; Eurotiales; Aspergillaceae.